Rhincodon typus (whale shark) is the source of this 793-nucleotide messenger RNA. RefSeq names its product UBX domain-containing protein 11-like. Lineage: Eukaryota; Metazoa; Chordata; Chondrichthyes; Orectolobiformes; Rhincodontidae. The record is from RefSeq and is a predicted model, not a curated record. The transcript has 5 exons. The annotation marks the transcript as partial.
CGUAUUAAACAAUACGUCUGCCCGGGUAGAAGCUCAGGAUACUGCCCAGCCCCGAAAGCCCUCUAACCCGCUUAGCGCUAGAGCGGAGCUGAGAAGCAGAGCUAGAGGCAUUGGUCAGCGUGGUAGAGGAUAGUGGAGCCUGGUCACUGAUCAAUGAGGGACAGGAUCCAGGGCAGUGGUCAGUGAGGGACAAGAUCCAGGGCAGUGGUCAGUGAGGGACAGUUUCCCAGGCAGUAGUCAGUGUGGGACAGUUUCCCGGGCAGUGAUCAGUUUGGGACAGGAUCCAGGGCAGUGAUCAUUGUGGGGCAGGAUCCAGGGCAGUAGCUAGUGAGGGACAGGAUCCAGGGCAGUAGUCAGUGUGGAAGAAGAUCCCAGGCAGUGGCCAGUUUGGGACAGGAUCCUAGACCCUGUGGCAGAAUUAUUAAGGAGUCUGAGCAAGGUGUUUGUAAUCACAAUGAGCUCCCCACUCUCAUCUCUAGGAAAAUUACGGAAAGUAUCAGUACUCCUGCCAGAGCUGCAGGAUCGUCGCAAGCAAGCAGUAUGUUUUGAAAAGGACUGCUACACAGACUCAACCAUCAGUGAUGCUGAGCUCAUGUCCACUAUGGUGAAACGGCUGACCGAUAUGGAACAGCGGGUCCGGGUCCAGGCACAGGAGAUCAGCAGGAAGAACCAGAAAAUUGCUGUGUUGGAAGAAAAGCUGAGUUUACUCCAGCUGUCCGAUGCUGACAAACCCAAAAGACAACCGGAGUUGGAAAAAUUACUUCAGCUUCAGAAUCAAGUGUGGGAAAUGGAG